This is a messenger RNA of Hyposmocoma kahamanoa, 717 nucleotides long. RefSeq lists its product as uncharacterized. Lineage: Eukaryota; Metazoa; Arthropoda; Insecta; Lepidoptera; Cosmopterigidae. The transcript is spliced from 2 exons. The coding region runs from base 1 to 717 and encodes 238 amino acids. The record is from RefSeq and is a predicted model, not a curated record. Gene Ontology annotation, molecular function: sequence-specific DNA binding.
AUGUGUUCCAAGCAAUUUUUCACGUUAGCAGAGCUCACAGAAGCACUGGAUAAUGAUCCUAACUUUCUUGAGCAAUUUGAUGACGAAGAAUGUGACGGAAUCGACAUUGUUGAGCUGCCACCAGAAAAAGUUGAUGUAGUUUCCGAUGAAGAAGAUUUCGAUGAAAAUGAGUUGGAAGACACAAUACCGCGAGAUGUUCCUGGAACUCUUGAAAUUCAAUCCAAUUUGUUAGAUGAAGAGAUGAACAAAGCAGGACCUUCAGGUUUGGCUCAGAAAGUUCGCAAAUGCAGUUCCAAGAAGGAACUUGUGAAAUCAGUUUGGAAGAAAACAAAACCUGAUUUCUAUAAAAUCUGGGGGGAUGAUCAGGAGAUUUCAAAGAGGCAGGAAAAAAUAAAAAAAGAUUUGAGUGGAAUGUCUGCGGUUCAAAUAUUUGAGAAAUUGCUCACAGAAGAUAUAAUGUUGUAUAUAGUGAUGCAAAGUGUCACAUACGCUACCCAAAACAAUCGGCACUCCUUCACAUUUUCGGUAGAUUGUCUUCGUAAAUUCAUUGGGUUUCUGAUACUGACAGGAUACCAUUCUCUCCCACAAGAGCAAAUGUAUUGGUGCGAGGAUGAAGACGUCAACAUACAAUGUAAACCGGAUUCUGUUUCCAUGCAGAACUUUAUGAGGGAAAACAGGUUGAAACUUUCCCAGUUGAAGGUGUUGGAGCCUCAGUGA